AUGGCGCGCUGGCUAGAGGUUUUGUCACAGUAUAACUUUAAAAUCGAACAUCGUAGUGGGAAAAAGCAUAUCAAUGCUGAUAGCCUGUCCAGAAUUCCAUGUGAACCAGAGGAGUGUCAGUGCUAUGAUGGGAAUACAAUAUUGAAAGUUUACCAUCUUAACUAUGGUGACAAUAACGAGGAGGGUUUGAACAAGGACGUAAAUGCUAUACUGGAUGAACAUGUUGCAUUAUCCGAGGAUGCAGCGCAAACAUCUAACUUAGGUUGUCUCAAACAGUUUAACACAGUUAAUUGUUCACCUGUCAAAAUGGCCAAAUUACAGAGAGCAGACCCAGAUUUAGGAAUUGUGAUACAGUGGCUUGAAGAAAACAGACGACCCCUGAGAGAUAAGGUAGCAGGGAAUUCACCCAGUGUGCGGAAUUAUGGCUAA
Mercenaria mercenaria is the source of this 429-nucleotide messenger RNA. RefSeq lists its product as uncharacterized. The transcript is spliced from 2 exons. The record is from RefSeq and is a predicted model, not a curated record. Lineage: Eukaryota; Metazoa; Mollusca; Bivalvia; Venerida; Veneridae. The coding region runs from base 1 to 429 and encodes 142 amino acids.